AUGGAGGAGAUUACAGAUAGAUGUGCUAGGUUAAAGUUGUCCGUGAGAGAAGAUGUGGAAGUAGCAAUCCAUGCUUCAUUGACAGAGGAUGGACCUGUCCUCAUUGGGAAGUUCUAUACUAAGCGCAUAAUCAAUCUGGAGUUAGUGAUUAGAGUGCUGAGAUCGGUUUGGAGAGCAGAACACAGUUUUGAGGCCAGCGAUUUGGGUGAGAACAAGGUAAUGUUCCUUUUCCAAUCGAAGGAUGAUAUGGAGAGAGUAUUGUUGCUCAGUCUGUGGUCUUUCAAUCAAUAUUUAUUGCUCCUUCAUAAGCUGGUGCGUGGUGAGGUGAUAAAGGAUAUCAAGUUUGACAGAUCACCAUUUUGGAUCCAAAUACACGAAUUGCCCAUAAUGUGUCAGACUAAGGAAGUGGGAAUGAGUAUUGGCACAACCUUGGGGGAGGUGGAGAAGGUGGAUGUCAAUGAGAAAGGAUUUUGUUUAGUGAGUUAUCUACGCAUAACGGUUAGUCUAGAUGUCUCCAUGCCACUAUGUCAAGGCCGUAAGGUGCGACUAGGUGAAUAUGGACGAAAAUGGGUGGAUUUCAGAUACAAGAGGCUCCCAAUAUUCUGUUAUUUGUGCGGAAAGAUCGACCAUGAUGAACGAGACUGUCUGAUGUGGAUACGAAGUAAGGAUACUCUAAGGCCAGAAGAGAAACAAUUCGGUCCAUGGUUGCAUGUGUCGCAGGACAAAAACUAG
This is a messenger RNA of Quercus lobata, 732 nucleotides long. RefSeq lists its product as uncharacterized. The transcript has a single exon. Gene Ontology annotation, molecular function: zinc ion binding; nucleic acid binding. The record is from RefSeq and is a predicted model, not a curated record. The coding region runs from base 1 to 732 and encodes 243 amino acids. NCBI's taxonomy places the organism in Eukaryota, Viridiplantae, Streptophyta, Magnoliopsida, Fagales, Fagaceae.